Xenia sp. Carnegie-2017 is the source of this 2828-nucleotide messenger RNA. RefSeq names its product GPI ethanolamine phosphate transferase 2-like. Bases 172 to 2808 code for a protein of 878 amino acids. The record is from RefSeq and is a predicted model, not a curated record. Gene Ontology annotation, biological process: GPI anchor biosynthetic process. Lineage: Eukaryota; Metazoa; Cnidaria; Anthozoa; Malacalcyonacea; Xeniidae. Gene Ontology annotation, cellular component: endoplasmic reticulum membrane. The transcript is spliced from 9 exons.
AUCUUUGGUAUUGGGUUGUUUUUAAAAGGCUUUUUUCCUUUGAAAGAAAACACCACUGGUUUUUCUACAAGUAAUUCCAAUGAAAAUUUAGUUCGUCAUAAAUUUGAUCGUUUGAUUGUUGUCUUGGUUGAUGCAUUGCGAGCAGAUUUUGUAUUUGAAAAUAAUUCUUACAUGGCUUUUACAAGCAACUUGAUAAAAAAUGGUGACACCUUUAGUUUUCGUGCAUAUUCCAGCCCUCCAACUGUCACGAUGCCCCGCAUUAAGGCAAUAACAACUGGAACUGUACCUGGUUUCAUAGAUGUCAUUAUGAAUAUUGACUCAAACGAAUUGUCUGAAGAUAAUCUUAUUGCACAAACAAAACAGUCAAAUAAGAAAGUCAUAUUUUAUGGUGACAACACUUGGAUUAAGUUGUUUCCAAAUCAUUUCAGACGACAUGAUGGGACAACAUCAUUUUUUGUGUCUGACUAUACAGAGGUGGACGAAAACGUAACUCGACAUGUUAUACCAGAGUUAAACAAAAAGGAUUGGGAUGUUAUGAUCUUACAUUAUCUUGGACUGGAUCAUAUAGGUCAUCUUGCUGGACCAAAUAGUCCACUUGUACGUCCAAAACUACGUGAAAUGGAUGAAAUUAUACAUCGCAUUUAUGAAACGAUAGUGCAACAGGAUUUCAAGCGAAAUAUUUCAACGUUGCUGGUAUUAUGUGGUGAUCAUGGUAUGAGUGACGGUGGCAGUCAUGGAGGAUCUUCUUUUGCAGAAACAACCACACCACUUGUGUUUAUGAGCUCUCUUUUUGCCCAAGGAAAAGGAAACGUUUACGACGCAACAAAAUGGGUUGAUCAAAUUGACAUAACGCCAACAUUGGCUCUUCUUCUUGGUCUGUCAAUACCAAAGAACAGUUUUGGUAUCUUAAUCCCUGACCUGUUCAACUACCAUUCUGUGAGAGAGCGAUUAGAAGCUAUACGUAUGAACGCUUUACAAAUUUCUACAGUUUACAUGAGAAACACAAAUAAUGAGAGCGUUGUUGAGUUAGACCUUGCAUUGCGGUUUCAUGACGAGUUAAUAAAGAAAUUUGUUGAUAAAAAUCUUGAGAGGGACGCUGCAGUUGAGAAAAUUGAAAAACUUUACUUCUCUGGAAUGAAGAAAAUGGCCGAAAAACUAACAAAGUUCAUGUCUUCUUACGACUUUUAUUCCCUGUAUGUUGCAAUAUCACUGUUACUCCUUUGCUUCAUAGGUUCUAUAUUUCUGCAUCUUGAACUGUAUCCCAAAAUAUUGUACGAAUUCUUCCAAACUCACUUUUCUUUUCUUUCAAUUGCAUUCUUUGUAUUUACAACUUUAAUUUCCUACAGUCAUUUUUAUCUUUGCACAUCUCCAAGACUAGGAACGAGUGAAAUAUUAUGUUCUUCUUCAACUCUUUCGUAUUCACUAUCCUGGACGUUUAUCACCAUAACAGUCAUGGCGUCACUAAGUUUUCUUUCCAUUGUAAUCAACAUCUAUCAUCAUGGUGUACCAACAUGGCACAGAGAAUCCUCAUAUAUCCUAAAAGGAACAUGUACAUUCCUUCUCCUUGGCAUAUUAUUACACAACAUAAGUUUGUUGUCUACGAGUUUUAUUGAAGAAGAACAUCAAACUUGGUAUUUUUUAACAACUACCUACCACUCCAUCGUAUUUUUCAAAAUAUGUUCGGAAAGAUGGAAAAUGAACUAUCAAUUUUGUUCACCAGAUAAUGUUAAACGACCUACCAAUAAUACAUCUUCAAGCGAAAGCACUGAUAAGAUUGUCUUACGGAAUAAUAUGAGCAAUCUAAAAGUCUGCGAUCACACCUCAACUGUUACUAUAACGGCAUUGUGUGUAUUCUUCCUGUUGAUUUGCGAUAGAACAUUACGUAGUUGGAAUCAAACAGGAAUAAAAUGGUCUGAGGAACCUGAUAUCGAAGAUUGGUUAAUCAAUCCAGAAAGAAACAUUGUGUUAUCUUUAUUAAUCAUCAUUUCUUUAGUCGGGAUAACUCUAAUCCUGUUUGACAAAACCAGGAUCAAGGAUGAUCCGUAUGAAUUCAUUGCGUUUGUAAGUGAGAUCAUCAGUGUUUAUAUAUUUCGGGCAACCACUGGCACAAUUUCAUUUCCUAUUGUUGUUGAAAGUCGAAAAACUGGAAAAAAUAUUGCUAGAUUUAUCUACUGUUGUGUUAUAGUAAUGCUAUUACGUCGUGUAUUUGCUAAAACAAGAGCAGUUAACAUUGGUGAAUCAAUUAUCUGCGCAUAUGUAUUAUUGAUAACUCUACUUUUAAGAACGCAUAAUAUACCAACGGUGCUGAUUAUGUUACUGCAGGCUCGUAUCCAUCAUCAAGUUGUAUGGAGUAGAUGUUUUACAAACCUAGAAGUUAUUCUUAGCGCUUAUUAUAUGGGCUGGUUGACUUAUUUUGCUCAAGGCAACUCAAACAGCUUAGCGACCGUUGAUAUUUCAGCUGGAUACAUAGGCUUAGGAGAAGAUUAUUGGCCGUUAACUGUUGCUCUUCUAACAACACUGGCCACUUUCUCUGGACCUCUUUUUUGGUUACUUCAAGCGAUGACGUAUAUUUGCCGUCAUAGACUAUGGUCGCUUUCAAAGUGUUUAAAUGAGAUGUGUACAGCUUUGUUGUUUAUAAAAUCUCUUAAUCUCACAGUUUAUACAAUAUUGUCAUAUAUCAAUUGUUAUCAUUUAUUUAUUUGGAGUGUGUUUGCACCAAAAUUACUUUACGAAGCUGUCACAAGUCUAAUAUUUGCUAUUUUUAUUUUGGUCCUCUCUCUGUUUUCUCAAAUGUGUAAAAAAAGUUAAUAAAUUAAUUAACCAAAGAA